AUGGCAAAGGCAUACCGUAAGGAGGAUUUUGAUAAAUUAAUGACUAAGGUGGUAAAAGUUGAUCAUAGGGUGAAGGAUUACCUUGAGGAUGUUGGAUAUGAGAAGUGGUCAAGAGUUCAUUCACCAGUAAACAGAGGUAGAAUGAUGACUUCGAACAUCACAGAAUGUAUCAAUGGCUACCCUGUUGAGGCACGUCAGUUACCUAUAUUAGUUUUUUUGGAGAGGUUAGAAUUCUAUUUGGUUCUUGAAACUGUUGUUCCAUCGUCUGAAUAUAUUUUCUCGGUUUAUAAAGCUCGAAGAAGAUACAUUGUAUGCCUUGAGCGGAAACCUGAUGCAUUAGCAAAAACAUCUGAGAUUGCUAUGGUUCCAAUGCCAGAUAAGGAGGAUUUGUCAGUUCCAGACUAUGUUUUAGAUGAAAUUAUGUUGCCACCUAGAUACAAAGAUUGGUUGGACAACCAAAGAAACGAAGAAAAAAAGAUGCAGAUGAGAAGAUAA
Messenger RNA from Solanum verrucosum, 495 nucleotides. RefSeq lists its product as uncharacterized. The transcript is spliced from 3 exons. The record is from RefSeq and is a predicted model, not a curated record. NCBI's taxonomy places the organism in Eukaryota, Viridiplantae, Streptophyta, Magnoliopsida, Solanales, Solanaceae. Bases 1 to 495 code for a protein of 164 amino acids.